This is a messenger RNA of Bacillus rossius redtenbacheri, 460 nucleotides long. It is a transcript of the gene RpS27, whose product is annotated as small ribosomal subunit protein eS27. NCBI's taxonomy places the organism in Eukaryota, Metazoa, Arthropoda, Insecta, Phasmatodea, Bacillidae. Gene Ontology annotation, cellular component: ribosome; cytosolic small ribosomal subunit. Gene Ontology annotation, biological process: translation; ribosomal small subunit assembly. The transcript is spliced from 4 exons. Bases 13 to 312 code for a protein of 99 amino acids. The record is from RefSeq and is a predicted model, not a curated record. Gene Ontology annotation, molecular function: structural constituent of ribosome; RNA binding.
CUUUUGCGUUGAAUGUGGGACAUAUCCUUUUCCGGCAGGUCCUGUGUUGUGGAAACCAUGCCUCUCGCAAAAGAUUUGUUGCAUCCGUCACCGGCGGAGGAGAAGAGGAAACACAAGCUGAAGCGGCUCGUGCAGCAUCCAAACUCCUACUUCAUGGAUGUCAAAUGUCCAGGUUGUUACAAGAUCACGACAGUAUUCAGCCACGCGCAGAGUGUGGUGGUGUGUGCUGGUUGCUCGACGAUCUUGUGCCAGCCAACGGGAGGCCGAGCGCGUCUAACAGAAGGUUGUUCGUUCAGGAGAAAACAACAUUGAAGACUUGUACUGAUAAACUAAAAAAAAAAUCCUUUGAUGCAGUCUGUUAUAACAGCAUGCAUGUGUAAUAUUUUUUAUGUGUAAUGUUGUGGGUGCAGAGAAUAUGUAUUCAACAUGUUUCAUAAUUAAAUAAAGGCUUCUCAAAGGA